Molecule: messenger RNA, 750 nt
Organism: Heterostelium album PN500
Lineage: Eukaryota; Evosea; Eumycetozoa; Acytosteliales; Acytosteliaceae
Gene: dscE
Product: discoidin II
Exons: 2
Coding region: 1-750 (249 amino acids)
Biological process (GO): cell-cell adhesion
Cellular component (GO): protein complex involved in cell adhesion; phagocytic vesicle; cell surface
Molecular function (GO): oligosaccharide binding; N-acetylgalactosamine binding; polysaccharide binding
Source: RefSeq, a predicted model, not a curated record
AUGGCUGAAAUCUACGGAAACAAAUACGGUUGCUUAAAUGUUCGUUCAUCAUCCAACUGGAAUGCCAAUCAUUCAGUUGAAUUUGGAACUCUUAACUAUGAAAAAGGAAAUGUAAUUACUGGUAACCUCUCUUCAUCUGCUUGGUGUGCUUUGACCAACGAUGCUCCAAAUCAAUUUGUUACUCUUUCUUCAACUGAACCAGUUGAGUUCAUCGGAGUUUGCACUCAAGGACGUGGUGAUGCUGACCAAUGGGUUACCUCUUACCAAGUGAAAUACACCCUCGAUGGUAGCAACUGGGUAAAUGGACCAUCUUUAAAUGCCAACAACGACCGUCACACCAUUGUCACCAACCGUUUCCAAACCCCAAUUAUCGCUCGUUCCAUUGCUAUCCAUCCACUCACAUACUUUGGUCACAUCUCAAUGAGAUUCGAUGCCAUCUUCAAAACCAUUGUUCGUGCACAAAACGGAUCCGUUAACCACUCCAACAGCAAUCUCUCCUCUGGUAUGGGUCCAAGAGAUGCCGAGUACAAGGUUGUAUUCCCACGUGCUUUCCCAACUGGAGUUACACCAGUAGUUUCUACCUCUGUCCAACAAAUCGAUGCUAACAAUCAGAAGAAUCUCCGUAUUAACAUCCAUGCAAAGGAUAUCACCAACACUGGAUUCACAAUGGUAUUCUCAACAUGGUUUGACACCAUUUUAUAUGAUUGUGUUGGAAGCUAUGUUGCUUUAGUUCCACCAGAAAUUUUCUAA